This is a messenger RNA of Poecilia latipinna (sailfin molly), 2300 nucleotides long. Its product is annotated as zinc finger CCHC domain-containing protein 18-like. The record is from RefSeq and is a predicted model, not a curated record. Lineage: Eukaryota; Metazoa; Chordata; Actinopteri; Cyprinodontiformes; Poeciliidae. Gene Ontology annotation, molecular function: nucleic acid binding; zinc ion binding. The transcript has a single exon. The annotation marks the transcript as partial.
CAGAGAAUCCAGUCAGACUCAGCCAUUUACUCUUACCUCAAACCAGUCAGCUCAGUCCACCACCGACCAACAAAGACCACAAACUCAAACAAUUGCAGCUACAAAUGUGGGGCCGAGAAUCUCUCUCUCUUGGGGAAUGAUCUAAACCCUCCUGGGGUCCAAAGGGUUGUAGUUGAACACAUUGUGCGCAGAGAGGAUGUAAAUCUUCAACCUCCAUCUUCCUUUAGACUACGUACCUUCUCAGGGAAACUUCCAAAACCUCAGCAUGAGGCAGAUUAUGAAUCCUGGAGGUCUCAAAUAGAACUUUUAAAUGCAGAUCCAAGUCUUGCACCUCUACAUGUUACAAGGCGCAUUUUGGAAGGUUUACUACCUCCAGCUGCUGACCUAGUGAGAGGUUUGGGGCCCAAUGCCCUGCCUGCAGAAUUUUUGCAAGUACUUGAUUCUGCAUAUGCUACUGUUGAGGACGGAGAAGAGCUGUUUGCAAAAUUUUUAAACACGCUUCAGGACCAUGGGGAACGACCAUCUUCUUAUCUGCAGAGACUCCAGUUAGCUCUCAGUACAGUGGUGAAGCGUGGUGGGAUUCCGGCAACUGAAAUGGACAAAUAUUUGUUAAAACAAUUUUGUAGGGGUUGCUGGGAUAAUGGCUUGAUAAACAAACUUCAACUAGAAAGGAAAAAAGACCAACCACCUUCCUUUUCAGAGUUUUUAUUAACGCUUAGAACAGAAGAAGACAGACAGUUGGCAAAAGAGAUGUUGAUGAAAAAGCAUAUUCGAUCAGUCAAGCACCGUGUUAAUGUACAAGCUCAUACCACCAGCGCAUGCUCAUGUGGCCAUCUGUCAGACUCAGGUGCUAUUGAAGACUUGCGGAAGCAAAUGCUAAAGCUGCAGAGUCAAAUGUCAGCCCUGUUGUCCAAGGACUCCAACUCUGCUAAACCAGAAAAUCAGCAGAAAAAACAGAAACCAAAAUCUGGCCAAACCAGUAGUAGGCCAAAGCCCUGGUUCUGCUUUAAGUGUGGACAGGAUGGUCACAUUGCUCCUAACUGUUCCAGUCAGCCAAAUUCCAGCCUGGUUGAAGAAAAACGCUGCCAGCUGAAACAAAAACGGCAGUUCUGGGAGAAAAGUAAACCAUCAAACUAGAAGCAGUUCUUACUGAGGGACAAGUCGGAGCUGCAAUCAGUGAAUGUCCCCACACCAAAGACUCAUCUUCAUAUUUCCCAUUACCUAAAGGAUUAGUGGUGAUCUGGUAUUUUGUAUUUUUAUCUUUUUAUUAUCUUUUUAUUAUCUUUUUUAUUAUCUUUUAUGUUCUUUGAUAAUCAUUCAUUAUUGUUCUAUUUUCUAUUCAUUUAUUAUUCUAUUAUUGUUCUUUAUAAUUUGAUCUUUCUUUGUUAGAUAAAACUUAUUCUGCUCAGAGUAUGGUGCAAAUUGAUCAUGCUGCAAGCUCAUGCGGAUCACGUGAACAGGGCGUGCUUAGCUCUGGUUGACUUGGGUUGGGCUCUGAUUGGUCUGCUGGUUCACGCUCUCAGCCCAUGAUUGGCUCAUGGUCAGAGAGCGGCUACCUCUGAUUGGAUGGCUUGCCUGCAAGGAUGGAAAUGGCCAUUCCCCCUUUGCACGCAGGCAUCCCUUUGUUUAAGAGAUAAAAUAUGAAAAAGCCCGCGGUUUUUGUCAGUCUGCUGUGGAUCGCGUUCGAAUGCCCAGCUACGUUGAUGCUGCUGCUUGUCUCUAGGCCGAAGGCUCUCCGGUUUUCACGAGGUAAGCGCUGACAACUUGAAUGAAUCGAGCAUCACGUGUUUAGUCAUAGAGUGUUUUGUACUGUAUUCUGUGGGGAAUAAAUCGAGCAUAUUUGUUCUAGCAGUAACAGUGUUUGAUGCAUGUUAUUUUGCUGUAAUCUGUGGGGAAAUAAAUCGAGCACAUUUAAUUCUAGCAGAAACAGCGUUUGGUUUCGUUAUUGCCGCCGAUCUCCUUCGACCCUGAUUUAAAAUUUCAUAAAACAUUUUGGCGUCACGAACAGGAUUUUAAAGGGGACUGCGGCAAAUAUGUUUAACAUGUUUAAGAGAAAGAAUAAAAAUAAGAGUAAGUAUGACGUUGGGAAAAAAGUUGAAAUAAUCCCUGGCUGGGAUGAGCCUCACCAAGAUAUAGCGCAGUGUUUGCGCGAGGGGGGAGGGCGACCCGAGCCGUGGGGAGAUGUGCUGCGGGAAGCUGAGCCGCCGGAGUUGUUAGCUGUUUUGCAAAACAUCGAGGUGGAGGCCAAAAGCCCUGUUGCCGGAUUGCAAAGGCGUAUGUGGGCUUGCGCAACCGCUUGG